This is a messenger RNA of Cervus elaphus (red deer), 2373 nucleotides long. RefSeq names its product protein geranylgeranyltransferase type I subunit beta (gene PGGT1B). Gene Ontology annotation, biological process: protein geranylgeranylation. Gene Ontology annotation, molecular function: CAAX-protein geranylgeranyltransferase activity. Gene Ontology annotation, cellular component: CAAX-protein geranylgeranyltransferase complex. Bases 21 to 1154 code for a protein of 377 amino acids. The record is from RefSeq and is a predicted model, not a curated record. The transcript has 9 exons. NCBI's taxonomy places the organism in Eukaryota, Metazoa, Chordata, Mammalia, Artiodactyla, Cervidae.
GACGUCGUUUCCGUAGCAGUAUGGCGGCCACGGAGGAUGAGCGGCCGGCGGGGAGCGGAGAGGGAGAGCGGUUGGAUUUCCUGCGAGACCGGCACGUGCGGUUCUUCCAGCGCUGCCUCCAGGUUUUGCCUGAGCGCUACUCUUCGCUCGAGACCAGCAGGUUGACUAUUGCAUUUUUUGCACUCUCUGGGCUGGAUAUGUUGGACUCCUUAGAUGUGGUGAACAAGGAUGAUAUAAUAGAGUGGAUUUACUCCCUGCAGGUCCUUCCCACAGAAGACAGAUCAAAUCUAAACCGCUGUGGUUUCCGAGGCUCUUCUUACCUGGGUAUUCCAUUCAAUCCAUCAAAGAAUCCUGGAACUGCUCAUCCUUACGAUAGUGGCCACAUAGCAAUGACCUACACUGGCCUUUCAUGCCUAGUUAUUCUUGGAGACGACCUAAGCCGGGUAAAUAAAGAAGCUUGCUUAGCAGGCUUGAGAGCCCUUCAGCUAGAAGAUGGAAGUUUUUGUGCAGUACCUGAAGGCAGUGAAAAUGACAUGCGAUUUGUAUACUGUGCUUCCUGUAUCUGCUAUAUGCUCAACAACUGGUCUGGCAUGGAUAUGAAAAAGGCUAUCAGCUAUAUUAGAAGAAGUAUGUCCUAUGACAAUGGGCUGGCACAGGGAGCUGGACUUGAAUCUCAUGGAGGAUCGACUUUUUGUGGCAUUGCGUCACUGUGCCUGAUGGGUAAACUGGAAGAAGUUUUCUCAGAAAAAGAAUUGAACAGGAUAAAACGGUGGUGUAUAAUGAGACAGCAGAAUGGCUAUCAUGGAAGGCCUAAUAAGCCUGUUGACACCUGUUACUCUUUUUGGGUGGGAGCAACUCUAAAGCUUCUGAAAAUUUUCCAGUAUACUAAUUUUGAGAAAAAUAGAAAUUACAUCUUAUCAACUCAAGACCGCCUCGUUGGUGGAUUUGCCAAGUGGCCAGAUAGUCAUCCAGAUGCUUUGCAUGCAUACUUUGGAAUUUGUGGCCUGUCACUAAUGGAGGAAAGUGGCAUUUGUAAGGUUCAUCCUGCCCUGAAUGUAAGCACACGGACUUCUGAGCGCCUGCGAGAUCUCCAUCAGAGCUGGAAAACCAAGGACUCUAAACAGUGCUCAGAGGACGUACACAUCUCCACAUGACUAGCUUUAGAUUGGGGGGGGGGGUGGGGAGGACUUGUAGCCUAACUGUAGCCCGAGGUUAAAAGCCAUGUGUAACCAAGUGUGCUCUUUUUUAAGAGGUAGUCUUACAGUCGGACGCUGAUGUCACUUUGGGGUAUGGUCUUGAGCCAGUAACCUUUGUACUAGGUUUCAAGAAAAUCUUUGCUGAAGUUUGAACCACAGUGGACUCCAUCGUGGUUCUUAAAUGUUUAUACUGUAUUUCUAAGUUCUUUGAGGCAAAUUAACUGUAUGUAUGUAGGUUAUCUUUUUUUUAAAAAAACAAAAACAAAAAACUUCACUACAGAAUUGUAUCAUAUUAUAAAAUGGACAUGAAUCUUCAAAAGAAGUUUACAGUUCACAUAGCGUUGGUAAUCUUCAGGUGAGCACUUAGUGAUCAUUUAAAAAGCUUGACUGCUUAUGGUGGAACAUUGCUUUAAUGAAUUAAGUAUCUGGGGUUAUUCUCUGAAAACAGAUGAUCCCAUAAUUUUUAAAAGAAGAAUGACUUAUUUUGUCUUAUUCUCAAGUAAAAUGUGCCAAUUAAACUUUUGUGGGCUAUACAAAUGAAAUUAACUUCAUAGCAAGAAUGAAUAGGCUUAACUAAUACAGUAAUUUCCUAAAGGAAGAUUGUUAUAAAAAGACUAUUAUGUAACUGAGGAGAAAGUAAUUUAACUGUAUGUGAUUGUGAAUGGGAAAGUUUUGUGCUGUGUGGGUCAUCUGUUUUAGAUGUUGCUGGGGUAAAUAACAGUUAUGUUUGAUUUUAAUCUCGAAUCAUUAGUCGCUUUUUUUUUUCCCCUUUCUGCAGAGAAAGCCAUCUUACCUAGAGGGAAAAACAUUUAGUGGUUUUGUUUCUUUUUCUGAGAUAAAUUGUAAACUGUAUUUUUAUAACUGAGUUAUUUUUAACCAUUUGGUUUUUUAUUGUUGUUGUUGUUGCUCCCAGUGUUUUAGCUUUUCUCAUUUCAAACUGAUGAUUUUCUAAUUUUUUUAAGUUAAAUAAGUAAACAUUUAAGUGAAAAAAAAAGCACCACUCAAUUAAAUUUAAUGGUAUAGCUCCAUACACAGUCAUUCAUAUUUUUGUAAUAUUUUCAGGUAAGUGGGAAGGUAAUGUAUCCCUUAGAGGUUAAGGACUGGGGUUUGCUUUCAUUGUUCUGUUUUCUUCAUUCUGUGACCUACCUGAAUUAUAAAGGAGUGGUAUAAAAACUUA